AUGGCAGAAAACAGAGCGAAGAAAUCUGGUCUUGGAGCUGAUAUUGAGAAGAAAUUGGAAUACCGUUAUGACCAGGAGGAGGCAGCCGGAACGAUGACCGCCGUCAUGAACUGGGUCAACGCCGUCACCGCAGGGGAACACGAACCAAUCGCCAACCAGUCACAGAAGGAGUUGCACCGAGCGUUGAGAGACGGUGUCAUGCUGUGCAAGCUAAUCAACAAACUGCUGGCAAGUGAGGGAAAGAAUAAAGUCAGCUUCCAAAAGAAGGUUGCAUCCCCUUUUGUUGCAAUGGGAAACAUUGAAUCGUAUAACAAAGGCGCUGCUGAAUAUGGGCUCAGUAAAGAGUUCCUUUUCCAGAGUGGUGACUUGUGGGAAGGACGUAAAGGACCGUUUUUGAACGUCAUCAAUGGCAUCCACAGUUUAGGGUUUUUGGCCAACUCCAAAGGCUUCCAGCCCGCAUACACAGGACAGCAGACCAAGUUGCUGGAUCUGGAGUAG
Candidula unifasciata is the source of this 498-nucleotide messenger RNA. The record is from the annotation of a GenBank genome assembly. NCBI's taxonomy places the organism in Eukaryota, Metazoa, Mollusca, Gastropoda, Stylommatophora, Geomitridae.